Dictyostelium purpureum is the source of this 264-nucleotide messenger RNA. RefSeq lists its product as uncharacterized. The transcript has 2 exons. Lineage: Eukaryota; Evosea; Eumycetozoa; Dictyosteliales; Dictyosteliaceae. Bases 1 to 264 code for a protein of 87 amino acids. The record is from RefSeq and is a predicted model, not a curated record.
AUGGCUCAGGGACCAUACACAAUAGAUCCAACCAAAGAACAAAAAAAUAUAAAAACAAAUAAAAAUCCACAACACACAAGUAUAAAUAUAGAAAAUCUCAGUUCAACAGCUGAUGGUUGGUUCCGUAUAGUGUCAGAGUCAUUCCCAGCUGAAGAAGAUUUCAUUGACCCAAAUCAAAAGUUUCAAUUAAAAAAAAAAUAUAAUGGCCACCCAAUCACAAUUGUCAAUUUAGGAAAAACACAAUUAAAAGUUUCAGCUGAAUAA